AUGAUCUAUGUGAUUGAAUUUCAGAAAAGAGGCCUACCUCAUGCUCAUUUUCUAAUAAUUCUAAAGCAAGACUAUAAAAUCAAAUGCCCUGCUGAUUUUGAUAAAUUUGUAUGUGCUGAAAUACCAUCUGCUAACAACAAUCAUCUUAGGAAAGUUAUUCUGAAGCACAUGAUGCAUGGUCCAUGUGGUCAUUUGGAUCUAGAGUGUCCUUGCAUGAAACAUAAGGGAAGCCAUGGUCGUUGUAAAUAUGGGUAUCCAAAGCAGUUUUGUGAUGAAAUAAGAAAUAGCACUAAUGGAUAUCCAUUGUAUCGGAGAAGAGACGCAGGAGAAACUGUUACAAUUCGAAAGACAAUCAUGGAUAAUCAAUGGGUGAUUUCAUAUAAUCCAUAUCUAUCAUCAUACUUUGAUUGUCACUUAAAUGUUGAAGUGUGUUCUACUAUAGAGGCGGUGAAGUAUCUAUACAAAUAUGCUUAUAAGGGUCAUGACAAGAUAUCUUUCAGUGUUGUGCAAUUUAAAGAUGCUAUGCUCAUCCAUGAUGAAAUACAGCAAUAUCAAUUAGGUUGUUGGGUUUCUCCAUGUGAAGCUGCUUGGCGCCUUUUUAGUUUGGAUUUACACGAAAUGCAUCCACCAGUUUUGCCUCUUCUUGUACACUUACCCAAUUCACAAAUUAUACAGCUAAGGCCUCAUGAACAACUUACAUAA
Chenopodium quinoa (quinoa) is the source of this 702-nucleotide messenger RNA. RefSeq lists its product as uncharacterized. The transcript has a single exon. The record is from RefSeq and is a predicted model, not a curated record. NCBI's taxonomy places the organism in Eukaryota, Viridiplantae, Streptophyta, Magnoliopsida, Caryophyllales, Amaranthaceae. Bases 1 to 702 code for a protein of 233 amino acids.